Molecule: messenger RNA, 1041 nt
Organism: Oppia nitens
Lineage: Eukaryota; Metazoa; Arthropoda; Arachnida; Sarcoptiformes; Oppiidae
Gene: sturkopf
Product: lipid droplet-associated hydrolase-like
Exons: 5
Coding region: 16-1041 (341 amino acids)
Biological process (GO): lipid storage
Cellular component (GO): lipid droplet
Molecular function (GO): lipase activity
Source: RefSeq, a predicted model, not a curated record
GGGUAUAACCGGGGUAUGUCCUCAACAACAACAACAGCAGCACCGGUAGUCAGCACUGGCUGGUCAUGGAUUGUCAUCAAUUCGGUGCCCACACGACUGAUUCACUAUGGAUUCAAUACUACUACUGCCAGUAAUACCAUUAGUAAUGACCGCUUCUCUAGCGAUAAGCCUAUUAUUGUCUUUAUAUCAGGAAAUCCCGGUGAAGUAUCCUAUUAUGAGGAACUACUGGCACUAAUUCAUAUGCAAACUAAGCUAUCGGUAAUAGGAUUAUCACAUGCGGGACAUAAUAUCAUUGAUAACUACAGUAGUAAUAAUAAUAAUCAAACUAAACAUAAUAAUGAAAAUAAAUAUCUACUAAACGGACAGAUAGACCACAAACGGCAGUUCAUUGACAAUCACUUAUCCGGCGACUCAAAGAUCAUACUUAUUGGUCAUUCAAUCGGCUGUUAUAUAAUACUGGAGUUAAUGGACGGCUGGGAAACUGUUCGCCAAAAAGUAUUACAUUCAAUACUAAUAUUUCCGACAAUUGAAUCCAUGGCCUCGACCAGUCAGGGCAGCAAAUGUCAGUUUAUGUUUCAAUAUUUCAAGUAUCCUAUACUGGCCUUAAGCUAUCUAUUAGAUAAUCUGAGCGAUAGUUUUAAACGUCGUCUAAUCAAACUGGCAAUGGGCAGCACCGGCACCGGUAGCACCGGCACCGAUAGUAGUAGUACAACACCACCAAACUGUGUGGUCAAUGCUGCCAUCAAUUUAUUUAAUCCCAAUUGUCUAAUGAGAUCCAUUGAAAUGGCAUUAAACGAAUUUAAUUUAGUUAAUGAAUUGAAUACCGAAGCUAUUGCUGGUAAUGAACAAAAGCUAACCUUUUUCUACGGCGAUUGUGACCAUUGGUGUCCAAUAGACUACUACCAGAAAAUCAGUCAAUUGUUCCCAAACUGUGAUAUAAGACUUUGUCUACAAGACAUUGAUCACGCAUUUGUUACCGACAGACAGUCCACUCAUAGGAUCAGUCAAUUGGUUGUCGAGAAAAUCCAAUCAAUCCUUUAA